ACAUUUCCCCCCCUCUCACUGUCUCCCUCUCUCUCUCUCGCAAGACACAUUAAAGUGUAAAAACGUCGGAAGAAUCCCGCGAUCCUAACUGAGAGGUGCCGAGAGCGCCGAUACCCCGCGUGAGCACGGCGUGCGACGGUCAGAGAGACGCGCGCGCAGAUCCUGAAGUUAGUCCCUAGAGCGGAGUAAUAGUGUUUACAGUACGAGUUAUCGCACGCGCUCUGCCAAAACACAAGAGCACGCGAAGAGUUCAUAUCGCGGCAGCACAUUCCGGCCAAAAAUAUACACACACAUAUAUACAUAUUAAAAAAAACCGUCCAAAUUACGGAAUAUAUUGGCUAUUUCAGAGUCUGCUGGCAGAUGCUGUGGAAGAAGUGGUCCAUCUUGAUCUUCUCCACUUGUGCCUGAAGGCCCCUUUUUUUUGACAGGUCUUUGAAGUUCACCCCCUCACAGUGCUGUGGUGAAGUUUGAUUGGAAGAAUGGAAUGUCAGUCUUUUCAAAACAACUGAUGAAGGAAGAAGUGCCCGGCGUCACAGGCAGUUUGGAUGCUGAAAUCAGAGAAAAAACGAGAAGGCUGAACUCCAAGAGCUGUAACAGAAGACAGCUUCAAGCAAGCGAGUCCUUGGAAGAAGGUCUUUAAGUCAUGAUGCAAGAGGCGGGGACAGCGGAGGCGACGAGCAACGGAACAGCCAAACAGAACGGGUUGGCAGCGGAAGGCGUGUACCGAGACGUACGAUCCAAGAGCACCACACUGUCCUCCGACAUCACAGCCGCAAACCUCAUGACCCUUCAGCAGCAACAGGCUCUACAGGUUGCAAGGCAUCUCCUUCUUAAGCAGCAGCAGCAGCAGCAAAGUGGGACCAUCAAGUCUCCUAAAGGCAACGAGAAGCAGCCUGCAUUACAGGUGCCAGUGUCAGUGGCUAUGAUGACCCCGCAGGUGAUAACUCCUCAGCAAAUGCAGCAAAUACUCCAGCAGCAGGUCCUGAGCCCUCAGCAGCUCCAAAUCCUCUUGCAGCAGCAACAGGCCCUGAUGUUACAGCAGCAGCAACUUCAGGACUUCUAUAAGAAGCAGCAAGAACAGCUCCAUCUCCAACUCCUCCAACAACAACAUGGCAGCAAGCAGCAAAGCAAGGAGGUUUCUGCGCAGCAGUUGGCGUUUCAGCAGCAGCUCCUUCAGGUUCAGCAGCUGCAGCAGCAGCACCUGCUCAGUCUACAAAGACAAGGCCUGCUGUCCAUCCAGACUAACCAGAAUCUGCCUCUGCACUCUCUAACUCAGGGCGUGAUUCCAGCUGAGCUGCAGCAGCUGUGGAAAGAGGUGACGGGCACGCACGUGAAGGAGGAGAACAGCGCCAGCAACAACGGCCACCGCGGACUGGACCUGUCCUCCGCCUCCCCCGUGCCUCCCAAAAGCAGCCUCCUCAACCAGCACGUCACAACAAACGGCCAGUACAGCAGCCACGUGCUCAAGCGAGAGAGCUCGGCACUGGAUGAUCACACGCACCACAGUCACCCUCUCUACGCGCACGGCGUGUGUAAAUGGCCGGGAUGUGAAGCAGUGUUCGACGACUUCCAGUCUUUCCUCAAGCAUCUGAAUAACGAGCAUGCGUUAGACGACCGGAGUACGGCCCAGUGCCGGGUACAGAUGCAAGUAGUGCAGCAGCUGGAACUGCAGUUAGCAAAAGACAAAGAACGACUGCAAGCCAUGAUGACCCACCUACAUGUCAAGUCCACAGAGCCUAAACCCACCCCACAGCCCCUCAACCUGGUUUCCAAUGCCACACUGUCCAAGACAGCUCCCGGAGCAUCGCCCCCCCUCAGCCUGCCUCAAACCCCAACCACACCCACCACUCCGCUCACACCGCUCUCCCAAACCCACUCGGUCAUCACACCCACCAGCCUGCACAGCGUCGGACCCAUCCGCCGGCGCUACUCAGACAAAUACAGCAUGCCCAUAUCGCCAGAUAUAGGCCAAAACAAGGAGUUCUACAUGAACACAGACGUGCGUCCACCUUUCACAUACGCAUCAUUAAUACGCCAGGCGAUAAUUGAGUCACCAGAAAAACAGCUAACACUAAACGAGAUAUACAACUGGUUCACACGAAUGUUUGCGUAUUUCAGGCGGAAUGCAGCUACCUGGAAGAACGCAGUCCGGCAUAACCUUAGUCUUCACAAGUGUUUUGUGCGAGUAGAAAACGUUAAAGGGGCGGUAUGGACUGUUGAUGAGCUAGAGUUCCAAAAGAGAAGGCCACAAAAGAUCAGCGGGAGUCCUUCUCUAGUGAAAAACAUUCAGACCAGUUUGGGAUACGGUCCUGUCCUCCCAGCUAGCUUCCAGGCUUCAAUGGCAGAAAACAGCAUACCUCUAUACACUACCGCUUCCAUUGGAAGCCCCACUCUUAACUCGCUUGCCAACGCUAUUCGAGAGGAGAUGAAUGGGGCCAUGGACCAUAGUAACGGUAGUGACAGCAGUCCUGGGCGCUCCCCUCUUCCAGCUAUGCAUCACAUCAGCGUUAAAGAAGAACCACUGGACCCGGAGGAGCACGAAGGGCCGCUUUCUUUAGUGACAGCCAAUCACAGUCCAGACUUUGAUCACCAUAGAGAUUAUGAGGACGAACAUGGGCACGAGGACAUGCUGUAAGGCUGCUUUUCUCCAGGUCCAGUCCAAAGGGGCCAAACUUAAACUGAAAUCAUCUGUGAGACCACUCCCAACCUAGCAAGUUCGACUGGAUUCUCAGUCCCUUUUGUUGACAGCUAUUGAAAAAAUUAAAAUAAAAUAAAAAUUCCAAUUUACUCUUAGUGCCAUUAAUCAUGAGAUACACAUGAGGUAAGAAACGAAAAACUGUUCCAUUUGGGAGUAUUUUUCAGUUGUUUUUACUUUUUGGGUUAAAGACAAGAUCAAGCACGUAAUUUCUACUUGCGUCCAGUAAAGGAGCCAUUUGGUACUGGGGGACUAUUCUUUCACAUCGCCUGGCAUGGUGGCACUGAAACCAGAGUGGACACCAACCAGAAAAAAAAAACACACGCAGAGAAAAGACUGCACCUUUGCCCCUUUGAAGUUUAACACUGAUUUACAAACUACACAAGAGUGCACACUUGAAUCCUUAGCCCCCAAACGGACACGGACGCAGAGCACGUGGGCGCGGGUGUACGUGAUUUCAGUUCAAUGACACUGCCUUCAAAUCAGCAUGGGUUGCUUCCAACCUCAGUGUUGCCUCUAAACUCAGUCUGACGUUUUGAUGGCAAAUAAUACCACGUUUGUUUUAUUUUAUUUUUAUUUUUUUGUUCCCCUGAUCCUAUGCUCUUACUUGUGAUAUUGUUUGACUUUGUUUCUCUGUACCUGAUCAGACCUCAUGCCCAUUGUUGUAGAGAUUCUGUACGAUCUGCACUCGAUGAUGAAUGUGUAUAGUUUCUUUCCGUGAUGUUUCAUUUCUCUUUUUCCUUUCCAUUAUUUAAUGGGAAACAGAAUGUCAAAUAUACCAUGUAGUAUUUUUCUGUCAUUUAUUCCACAUUUCAGAUCACCAUCACACUGUCACAUUGUGCUUUCGCUAUCUCUCUUCCACACACACACACACACACACACAGAGUCCAUCUGCAUAUGCACUCGUAGUAAUGAAGGCUCUCUCCACGCAUCAAUGAAGUUUAAUUUUCACAAGGGAAUGAAUGACAGAGAAAUCGACGCAGGUUACGACUUGUCCUUAUGAAAUACCUUCUGAAAUCCCCUUUCGUCGCUGUGUGUUAGCUGCAACCGAAUCACUGAUCAAAACACUGGUGCGAACGGAAGGGAAAAAAUUAAAUGUCAGAAUAGAACGAAGCAGCCGCAGAGAUAAUUUUUUUUACUCCAUUUUUUUUUACCCAUACCCCGCCCCCCCUCCAAAUUCUGUAAUUUAUGGACCGUCUGGUUAAGGCUAGAGGACUUUAAAGUGCAUUCCCUGUUGUUUUAAUGUCUUGUUUGCCCACAUCAGUGAUCAGCCCACUCCCUCUCUUAUUAGCAGUUGUUAGUAAUUACACAUGAGAUAAAAAGGUUUAAGGGAUUACAAGCCACAGUUGGCAUUAGAAGCCAUGACCACUAAGCAUUACAGCAUCGGGGGCAGCCCACUAUGACCACAUGUUUCCUGCCACAUUACCUUGGAAACCAGUAUGAAGUCAAUUUCAGGCUCACAUUAAAAACAUCCACGGUACAGUGUCAAGGAUGGGGGGGUGAUGCGGGAGGGACGGGUUGAGGGGACACCAGGGGUGUGUGUAGGGGGUGCUGGACAGCAAUAAGCAGCCACUUUCAUUUCCAGCUGCCUGCGGUCUUAUCCAAAAAGAAAAUGUUUCCAAUGUGCAACACCAAGAAGCAAAUUCGGAGCAGCUUAAGCAAAUUAUUAUUUUUUUGUUUUUGCGUGUUGAUUUAUGACUGCAACCAACCACUUUUUUAAUUUAUUAUUUCAGUUUUAUUAUGGCUUAUAUAUUUUUCCUGUUUUUGAGUUGUCUGUUACCUGUGACUACCAAAGAUAAAUGAGGAGUUAAAAAAAAUAAAAAAGUUCUAUGUUCCAUGCAAUAGCAAAACAAGUCCAAAUAUCCUCCCCAUACGAUGCAGCAGAGGAAACAGAACAGUUUAAAACAAGUAAGCUGUUCAACAUUGCUGAAGUUUAAAAGCCAAAGGGGUUGUUUAAGGGGAAGAUGCAAGGUCUUUUUUAUCUUUUUUUGUGACCAAAUGGGAGAGAAUAGCCAGAGAUUGGGAUAAACACAAUAUUAUAUCAUAUCAUAUAGCACUGUUCUCUCUGUGCCGAGCUGAGCUUCAAAUAAAAGAGAGAGUUUUAGCUUGACAGGGAGGUCUGGGGUAAGUAGAUGGCAGUAACUGAUACACAGGAUGGGGAAAAGAUUGAAAUAACACAAUACAUACAGUAUGUGUUUUUUUUCUUGUUGUUUUAGGGUUGUUUAAAUCCUCUGAUAAGAUUGUAUGCCACUUAUUAUGUGAAUCCAUUUUUUUGUUAAACAUUACAAAUGCUUUAUGAUUGUGUUUUAAGUCUACUUUUUAUAUCAACUUUGUUUUUAUAUUAAAAACCAAACACUCCUGUCAACUAAUAA
Messenger RNA from Clarias gariepinus (North African catfish), 5067 nucleotides. It is a transcript of the gene foxp1b, whose product is annotated as forkhead box P1b. The record is from RefSeq and is a predicted model, not a curated record. Lineage: Eukaryota; Metazoa; Chordata; Actinopteri; Siluriformes; Clariidae. Gene Ontology annotation, biological process: regulation of transcription by RNA polymerase II. Gene Ontology annotation, molecular function: RNA polymerase II cis-regulatory region sequence-specific DNA binding; DNA-binding transcription repressor activity, RNA polymerase II-specific. The transcript has 21 exons. Bases 644 to 2635 code for a protein of 663 amino acids. Gene Ontology annotation, cellular component: nucleus.